Molecule: messenger RNA, 1185 nt
Organism: Plasmopara halstedii
Lineage: Eukaryota; Oomycota; Peronosporomycetes; Peronosporales; Peronosporaceae
Product: cdpalcohol phosphatidyltransferase
Exons: 6
Coding region: 1-1185 (394 amino acids)
Biological process (GO): phospholipid biosynthetic process
Cellular component (GO): membrane
Molecular function (GO): phosphotransferase activity, for other substituted phosphate groups
Source: RefSeq, a predicted model, not a curated record
AUGGAAAACACCGUAGCUGCAACGCCUGCGCCAACUGAUAGCAAUAGAAAGUCAACUCUACAUACCUACCGCUACGUGACAGAAGAGGGAGUAAAGCACGUUUUAAAGUAUGGAUAUAGUGGAAGUGAUGCUUCACUUUUGUACAACAACAUAAUCUCUCCGCUGGCUCAGUGGCUCGUGGAUCAUGUAUUGUCGCCGCGAUUGGCACCUAAUGCAAUUACUAUUGGUGCACUGUCGCUUGUCAUCUUGUCCCACGUAACUAUGUUCUGGUAUUCUCCAAACAUGAUGGAAGAAGCGCCGCGCUGGGUCUACGCUUAUGCAGGAUUGUCGCUGUUAUCAUACCAAAUCUUAGACGUGGCAGAUGGUAAGCAAGCACGUAAGACAGGAAACUCGUCGCCACUUGGACUGCUAUUCGACCAUGGGUGUGAUGCACUUAAUGUGGUUAUAAGCUCAUGCACAUUUGCUUCGACGAUCAUGCUUGGACCGACUCACUGGUCUCUAUUGAUUUUCCUGGCACCUGCAAUGGUCUUCUUCAUGGCGACUUGGGAAGAGUACUACACAGGCACGUUGGCGCUUCCAGUUGUCAACGGACCGAACGAGGGUUUAUUUGUCAUGUAUUCAAUCUACUUUGGCACUGCUGUCUUUGGUCCUGCUAUGUGGACGCAACCAAAUGCUUUAUUUCCACAGCUUAAAAACAACCACGUGUUUGUUUUAUUUACGAUUACAAGUGCAAUUGGCCAGUGCUUCAUAAGUGCUGUAAUUGCUAUUCGCUCUAUGGAACGGAAAGCAAAAGAUGGCGCUGCCGCGCUCUUCGGUAUCACACCUUUCAUUGCACUUAUUAUAUUGUCUGCAUUUUGGGUGCUGUGGUCACCGUCUGAUGUGUUCACGGAUCACCCACGUCUCCUUAUCUGGACAGUGGGGCUUGUUUUCGCCAAGAUGGUGAUGCACAUGAUGCUUUCACACAUGUGCGAGGAGCCGUAUUGGCUGCUCCGUAAGACAUUUUUGAUUCAGCUUGUUGUAUCCUUUCUGCUUGUGGCUGGCAUUGUUCCAUGGGGACACGAAAGCUCAGUUGUGGAGCUCUUUUUUGUGAUUUCUUUGUCGGCUUAUGUACAUAUGAUUUACUUUUUGUCAACGGAGCUUGCCGCGAUUCUCGGAAUUCGUAUCUUUAAAGUAAAGCAGAGAUAG